GAGUUCAGAUUACACGAGAGAGAUCCGUUAAAAUGAAGCAAAAGCGAAAAAACAGAGGGCAGGGCCUUCUUCAUCAACGGUAUUUGGGAAGAAAGAGCUAAUCAUUUUGUUCUUGGGGACAAUAACCUUCAUUUUUCUUUAUCUCUCUAUUAUUUUGGUUUCCUUUUAAAAAAAUUUGGGAUUAAAUUGAUGAUGAGUGAUACUAUGAAAGUAAUGAGAGAAAAUUAAAAGCUUCUUUUUCUCUCUUUGAGUGAAAAAAGAAAAAGAAAAAAAAAAAGAAAACCCAUAGACAAAGAAGUUGCCAAUGCGUUUUGAUUACCUUGCUUUUUGAGCUUUCAAAGCCAUGGCCGACGAUCUCUGUUUCUUCAUUAAGGAUUCUUUCAUCCUAAAGGCGCCAAAGAAGUCUCCACUGUUGUUGAGGAUGGUUGUAUUGUUGGUUGUAAUGGUUUGUGGUGUGUAUAUAUGCUCGAUUUGUCUGAAGCAGAUAAGCACUGGCAGCACCACUGAGUUUUUGAAUAUUGGGGUGAUUCAAAAGCCGUGUCCUGAACCUAAUAUUCAGCCAUGGGAAAUUUCUUACGUACACUAUCCAAACCCCAAAACUUAUAGCAGGGCUGAAUGUGCAUGCCAUCCUGUCCGGUAUUUUGCCAUAAUGUCAAUGCAGAGAUCUGGGAGUGGAUGGUUUGAGACGUUAUUGAACAAUCAUACUAACAUAAGCUCAAAUGGGGAGAUAUUUUCUGUCAAAGUUAGGAGGAGUAAUGUGUCUUCGAUUUUUGAGACUCUGGACAAAGUUUAUAAUUUAGACUGGUUGAGUAGUGCCUCAAAAAAUGAGUGCACCGCUGCAGUUGGCUUGAAGUGGAUGCUUAAUCAGGGCUUGAUGCAGCAUCAUAAAGAAAUAGUGGAAUACUUUAAUACUCGGGGUGUUUCAGCCAUUUUUCUCUUUAGAAGGAAUCUGUUGCGCAGGAUGAUUUCAAUACUAGCAAAUUCUUAUGAUCGGGAUGCUAAGCUAUUAAAUGGAACCCACAAGUCUCAUGUUCAUUCACCUCAUGAGGCUGAGAUACUUGCUAGGUACAAGCCUGCAGUCAAUGCAACCUUGCUUGUUCCAAAUCUAAGGCAGGUGGAAGAGACAACUAAAAAGGCUUUGGAGUACUUCAAAAGCACCCGGCACAUCAUUCUUUACUAUGAGGAUGUAGUAAAGAACCGUACUAAAUUAGUAGAGGUUCAAGAAUUCCUAAAGGUUCCAAGGAUGGAGUUAAGGAGUCGUCAGGUAAAGAUACACAAGGGAUCAUUGUCCAAUCACAUUCAGAAUUGGGAUGAUGUACAAAAGGCAAUCAAAGGAACGCAGUAUGAAAAUUACCUUUAUGGAGAUUACAGGAAGUGAAGCACUGGCCUGAUGUACAUUCUACUAUUGACCCUUUUUCUCCUUAUUUUCUGUUUGUAUCAUUGCAAGAGCCAACAGAGAACCUGUCAAGCUACCCUGUUGGAAUUUUGGCUACAGCAUGCUCAUUUUGCUUUCAACUUCUUAGAAACCUGAUUUUUUCCCCCUUAAACCUCACAACUAGUAUUCUAUUCAUUCUUUUUCCCCCUCUUGUUUUUCUCUCGCUUUACCUUAACAGAGAAACUCUGCUGUAUUUAUGACAAUCAAAGGAGAAAAUUGCCUUUUUGCGAUGUA
This is a messenger RNA of Theobroma cacao (cacao), 1669 nucleotides long. Its product is annotated as P-loop containing nucleoside triphosphate hydrolases superfamily protein. The record is from RefSeq and is a predicted model, not a curated record. Lineage: Eukaryota; Viridiplantae; Streptophyta; Magnoliopsida; Malvales; Malvaceae.